AUGUCAAUAACUGUUUCAACUUGUUAGCAAAUUUGUGGUUCACCACUUAAUCAUAGUACUGCAAAAAACUUAUGGACAUUUUCAAAAUCAGAUAGAUUUGGCAAUUUAGCAAAUCCUGUUAAGUAUUGAAUUAGAAUUUAAAAUUAGUUGCGGGAAGGCUUUCUAUGAUUUACCAACAUAAAUAGAUAAGAGAUCGGCUGGAAUAGGCAAAGGAACAAAGUAAAGAGAUUUAAAUAUAUAUACAAGAACUGAUUUUACAAAAGUAGCCUUUACAACUCCAUCUCCAUAAUAAUACAAUAUAACAAGUGAUGUUGAAAUCAAUCAAAAGAAGGCAAAGGGAAAUAAAUUUGGAAUGAGUAGAGAGAAAAUGGCAAGCACAGGAAUUCUAGGAAAUUUGAAUUCAAAAACUCCAGGUUUAAUAUACUAAUUAUCAUUAUAGCUCCUGGUACCUAUGAUUUAGGUUCAACAUUAAGCGAUAUUCGUUAUACAAUGAGAUAGAGACCAAAAACAAAUUUUAUGGUUUUAACUGGCAAAGAAAUCCCAGGACCAGGAACUUACGAAUCAUUACCAGCUGUAAAUCCAGUAGGCAAAUAUCCAAUAUCUAAAUAUAAUAACUCUUGUGCUACUUUAUUUAAUCCUAAAAAUUCUAAAAGGUUUGUUAAAGAUUUUUGUAAGUAUAUUAUAAUUUAUUAGAAUAGCCACAAAUUUAUAUGCUCCUGGACCUGGAACUUAUCCAGUUGAUAAAACAGGAAUAUAAAAGGAUGGACAUUAUUUUAUUUCAAAAUUUCACUCUUCAAAUGUUAGAAGUUUUCCAAAAGAAUCAAGAAGAACAGGAUCAGUUGGAAAAGGUAUUUGUGAUCAUUUUAAAUAUUUAUAUCAGCUGGAACACCUGCUCCUGGCAGUUAUAGAUUACCAUCAGAGUUUGGGUAUUACGAAUCAAGAAACAAAGCCAACAGAAGUGCUGGAGACAUGGGAGAAAGCAAACCUUAAUAAUGA
Molecule: messenger RNA, 996 nt
Organism: Paramecium pentaurelia
Lineage: Eukaryota; Ciliophora; Oligohymenophorea; Peniculida; Parameciidae
Source: the annotation of a GenBank genome assembly